Messenger RNA from Anopheles arabiensis, 1027 nucleotides. RefSeq names its product putative eggshell protein. The record is from RefSeq and is a predicted model, not a curated record. NCBI's taxonomy places the organism in Eukaryota, Metazoa, Arthropoda, Insecta, Diptera, Culicidae. The transcript has a single exon. The coding region runs from base 201 to 911 and encodes 236 amino acids.
CGCUUUUAUAGCGUAUGCCAAACGCAUAGUAAAACGGUGUUAGUGCUCACGCAUAUAUCCUGUGCGUGUGUGUGUUGGAAAUUGUAAUAGGACGCUAGCCAUAACAGCCAUUGAUCGUGUGGCUCGUAAAGCCACAUCCACGAGAUCGCGUACGUGCAGACGUUCCUUGUUCUAUGUGCCAGUGGAAAUAAUUGUGGAAAAUGGGGAAAGUGUUCUUAUUAAGCCUGCUUGCUCUGGCACUGCUUGUAACGGUGGUUAACGGCGAUGGAAAGAAGAAGGAAAGCUCUUUUGAGGAAAGCGGUGGCAGCGAGCACGGUGCCGAUCAUCACUCGAAAAAAGGCGACAAAGGUGAUAAGGGGUACGAAAAGAAGCACGGAUUAGAAAAGUCGGAAAAGGGCAGCAAGGGCAAGGAAGAUCACGAAUCGCACUACGGCGAAGAAGGUGGCCAUAAGAAGGAGAGCCACGACGAGGGUGAUCACUACAAGAAGCACCAUGAGGAAAAGAAGGGCUCUAAGCACGGUAAAAAGGGGCACAAGAAGGGCCAUAAGAAGGGCUCCAAGACGACUGGAUAUCAUCACAAAUCACACAAAGAUGACUAUCAUAAGGAGCACAAGUUCUACGAUGAUCAUCACAAGGAGGGCCAUCAUAAGAAGUUUGGCGAUUUCAACGAGUUCCACAAGAAGAACGGAGGCGAACACAAAAAGGGGGGCCAUCACGAGUCGGCCCACAAAGAGGACAAAUAUGCCAAAAAGGGCCACACGGAUAAGGGACACUUCGAUGAUGAGCACAAAGGCUGGAAACACAAGCACGGGCACGAGUCGCACUUUUCGCACAAGGAUGAUUUUGGCAAAAAAGGCGGAAAAUCUGGCGGCAGCGAGCAUGGGUACAAGAAGGGCGAUAAAGGCCACUAGGGCUUUCACGUUUUCGUUCAGUCGAUAGCGUAAUUAAAUCAGAUGUGAUUAAUGCAUGGUAUUAUGAAGCUUUAGACAAAAAUGUGAAUAAAUUUCUACUGAAUAAGGUUUUCAAA